AUGAAGCAGAAAUUAAGGUUUUGCAGACCUGAGUACCGGCAUGAGUUAAGUUUAAGCGUGUCCAUGUUUGCAGUUACAGAAAACAGAUCAGACCUUGAAGAUUUACACCUUUAUGCAACUCCUCGGGAGCAACGGUUUCGUAGGUUUGCCAGUUUAGAAUUUGAAGGACAGCUAUAUAUGACUCCAUAUGACUUCAUUCAGGCUGUCACAAAUGAUGAACCCAAAUGUGCUAAAAAGUGGCGAUCCCUUUCAAAGCAGGAACUGAAUCAGAUCCUUAUGGAGACACCACCAGUUUGGAAAGGAUCAUCCAAACUUUUCCGUAAUCUUAAUGAGAAAGGUGUGAUAUCUUACACAGAAUAUUUAUUCCUCUUAUGUAUUUUAACAAAGCCGCAUGCAGGUUUUAGAAUCGCUUUCAACAUGUUUGAUACUGAUGGCAAUGAGAUGGUGGACAAAAAGGAAUUCUUAGUGCUACAAGAGAUUUUCAGGAAAAAAAAUGAGAAGAGAGAAAGAAAAGGAGAUGAAGAAAAACGUGCAAUGCUGCGUCUUCAACUUUAUGGAUAUCAUACUUCUACUAACAGUGUCCUUAAAACAGAAGGAGAGGACCUUGUCCCCAGAAGCUAUUGGGAUACUUUGAGACGUAGCACAAGCCAAGCACUCUUUUCGGACCUUGCGGAGCGUGCUGAUGAUAUUUCAAGUUCACUGUCAGAUACUACACUGCUUGUACACUUUUUCGGCAAGAAAGGAAAAGCUGAACUGAACUUUGAAGAUUUUUAUAGAUUUAUGGAUAACUUACAAACUGAGGUCCUAGAGAUAGAAUUCCUUUCCUACUCUAAUGGGAUGAACACCAUCAGCGAGGAAGACUUUGCCCAUAUUCUUUUGAGGUAUACAAAUGUGGAAAAUACGUCAAGUUACCUGGAAAACAUGCGCUGCAGGAUUCCUGAAGAAAAGGGUAUCACAUUUGAGGAGUUUAGAUCAUUUUUCCAAUUCUUAAACAACCUAGAAGACUUUACAAUUGCAAUGCAAAUGUAUAAUUUUGCAAGUCGUUCCAUAGGUCAAGAUGAAUUCAAACGUGCUGUGUACGUAGCCACAGGUGUGAAGCUUUCACCACAUUUGGUGAACACAGUGUUCAAGAUUUUUGAUGUUGACAGAGAUGACCAGUUGAGUUAUAAAGAAUUUAUCGGCAUUAUGAAAGACAGACUCAGUCGAGGGUUUAGGGGCUACAAACCUAUACAGAGGUAUACUACUUUCAAAUCCUGCGUGAGGAAGGAACUCUAUAGCAGAUAAAUGACGGAGACUCCGAAGUAUGGUUGGAAGGAAUAUUACUCUUGUGUGAUGACUGUAACCAGUGAACAUCUCAGAGAUCUAUGGAAGCAAUUUCGGAGACGAGAUAUGCUGAGAUAAAGGAAGAAAGAAGGAUUAUCUGCACUGGCUAGAACUAUUUAUUCCUAUGAAUUCUUAAUGAAGAACAAACUAACCCAGGUGAAUCAUGAAUCUUCCAGCUGCAGUAAAAAACACAGGACUUCUUUUCCACUUCAAGUAAUGACCAUAAACUCUUACAAACGCUUUUAAGUAUGUAUUUUAUUUAAACGACAAACUGUCACCUGAUUGGCAGAAGUCUUUUUUUUAAGAAUACGUUUUGAAUAUUCUUUUUUAUUAUUUUGAGAUAUGUUUGUCAUUUAAAAGAAAACAAAAAUAAGUUUUACACCUGGGUAGGCAAACGUUUCAGCAAUGAAGAGAAAUUGCCCCACAUCAGCUUAGACUGUGAAUUUGCUUUCAGAAGAGCACUAUCAAAAGUUUGUGCUAAAUGGGGAAUGAGAAUACGCUAAGUAGCAUAACAAUUAUAUACGAGUUGAAUGUACAAAUUAAAUUCUUAGAAGCUAACAAAGCUGUUACUUUAAAAAGAGUAAAGCUGUUAUGGUUAUAAUGUGAAUGAUAGGUAUUUACCUAGGAAAGGUACUGUAUGGACUAUAAUGUUCAGAUUCUCCAAGUCUUACUAUUACCUUUAUUAAUGUAUCCUUUAAAAAAAUAGUACAGAUUUUAAGAUGUCGUAUGAGCGGUAUGUUGAAGAAAAGU
Messenger RNA from Nipponia nippon (crested ibis), 2073 nucleotides. Lineage: Eukaryota; Metazoa; Chordata; Aves; Pelecaniformes; Threskiornithidae. The record is from RefSeq and is a predicted model, not a curated record.